GGAAAGGCUUCUUCCGAUGAACGAAUGGCAAGGCGUGGAAGAACGGGGAGUGCCGCUGCGUCGCCGGAGAGCAGCCGCGUGUCCAAGAUCUCCGACAUCAGCGAUGGCCUCACCCGAAGGCUCAAGGCACUGGGCAUCUUCAAGCUGUUCGACAUACAGAGGGCCUGCCUGCAGCCCAUACUCGAGGGUACGAGCAAGAAAGACCGAUGCCCGAUGAAUGCAAGAUGCCCUGUGCCGUCAUCAGGCCACGAUGUGAUUGGGUACAGCCGCACGGGCACCGGGAAGACGCUGGCAUACCUGCUGCCGAUAUUCCAGCGGCUGGAUGCACACAAAUGGGCGGCGGAGGAGCCCGUGCUGAUACUGACACCCACUCGUGAGCUGGCCGAACAAGUCGCCCUCUCUGCAUUCCAGUAAGGGAGAGAGCACACACAGGAGGAAAGGGCACUGCAGAGGAAGAGCUGCAUGUGUCCUUGUGUCAGGUUGUGUUCGUCAUCCAGCAGUGUGCACGUGUCGCUGCUGACUGGCGGUGAGUCUCUGAAGGUGCAGGAGGCCUCGAUGCGGGGAGGCGCACACGUCAUCAUCGGCACACCCGGUACAAGUCGCAUGUGUCAAGCGGCAUUCGUUUUCGUGUGUUCCCACUCACUGGCAGGGCGGGUGUGUGAGGCGUGUCGACAGGAUGUGCUGAGCCUCAAGGGCCUCAGAGUGGUGGUCAGCAGGUUCAUUCAGUGAGUGCAGGUGCGCAUGUGACCAUCGUAGUGCGUAUGUGCAGGUGUUGGAUGAGUUUGACGAGCUCAUCUCUCGCGGCUUCAGCGAAGGGCUAGACGAAAUCCUCAAGCACGGUGGGCGGGCCGUAAGACCGCACGUACCCACCCCCCACCCAUCCAUGUCUCUCGUUCUUCGCAGCGUCGAACUCGUCCUCGCCGCACCGUCACCAGACGUUGGCCUUCUCAGCGACCGUCUCGCCCUGGCUGCGCGACGCACUCAAGACAUACCUCACAAAGCCUAUAAUCAUCGACCAGAUUGGCAAAGGUACGCCUGGUGGGUGAGUGGAUGGCCUGAUUGCCGAAUACAUGUGUGUGUGCCUUGCUUGUACGCAGGCGAGUCGCCUGUCAGCGAUCGGGUGCAGCAUCUCAAAAUGAAGGUGUGUGAGUGGACAGGGAAGGCGACAACAUGGGGAUUUGUCAUUUGUGUUCGUUGUUCGCUCAACUUACCCACUCAGGUGGCCUCUUCCUCUGACGUCAAGCGUGUGCGUGCUCUGACUUACCUCCUCUCGUCAGCCGGGGAAGACGCCAACAGGUCAGCUAGACGAAGGAGAGAACGGCAGAUAUGUCUUCACCAGCUGUGUGUCUGCGUGCUUCACCAGGGUGAUAAUCUUCACGCAGACACGUCACGAGGCCAUCAUGCUGUCGCAGCACCGUUGGCUGCAGCCCAUGUAAGGACACGCGCUGCAUGCUCACUCACAGACUCACUCUGUUCCUUCCCGUUUCUUUUCCUCUUACAGAAGCCGUGUAUUGCACUCAGAGAUGGUCCAGACCGAAAGACAGGACACCCUCACCGACUUCAGGUGACCACCACCCCACACAAGAACAGCUCCCCCACACACGGAUGUCACGUGCUUGCAUUGGUGCGGCAGGCGUGAGUCCUUCCCCAUAUUGAUCACCACAAACCUGGCGUCGAGGGGGCUGGACUUCCCGGUCAGAAGAGCUACCAGCCAACACACUCGGAGAUACAUGGCAUCGGACACUGUGUGUGGCUGGCUGGUUGUGCAGGGUGUGUCGACAGUGGUGCACUACACGCCGCCCAAGACAGUUGAAGAGUAUGUCCACAGGGCCGGCAGGACAGGUACGCCAAAGUGCGCACACACAGACAAACACUAAUGGAUUGUAUCGAUUGGUAACGCUGUUGGUGUGCCAGGUCGCGGGAUGGAGGGAGGCAAAUCUAUCGUACUCUACGACGCAUCACAGGCAUGCCGUAUUCUCUUUUGCCCGUUUCUCAGCAAAUGAUCCAUGAAUGGACGUCUCGUGUGUGCAGGAGCGGACAGUGGAGCUCAUCCAGCGGGGAAUCAGGAAGGUCCGUGCACGGAACCAACAACGAAGAGCACACCAGACGCAUGACUUUCCCGCGUCUGUGUGGGUAGGUGUUUGGAGAAAUGGACGCGCCUGACGAGAGCAUCGUGCGUGAAGGGCUCAUCAAACGCAUGGGUGAACAACAGAACAGAACACGGCUCAGAAAGAGAUGCAUGAGAUGUCAUGCAUGGUUGCAUCAGAGGCUGACCUCGCCCCGUCUGAUCGGGUUGACGGCCGGGCGUACAUGGAAGAGGCCGACAAACAAAUGGACCUGCACGGACCAAAGUAACAGACACAGAUAGACAGCUGAGGUGCCCUUCCUGCCCCCAUGCACCAUAUAUGUGUGCUGUAUGUGUUGCUGCUCAUCCAUUUAUUCAUAUUCAUGUAGGCUGUUGGCGGCCUCCAUGGCUCUCCUGGAUCAGCGUAACAGGACAGCCUCGUGGGCGUCCCAGCUGUCUGGUCGAUUCGGCUACACGCCCAUCGUGCUGCAUGACCCCCUCAUGCAGCACCUACGCUCACGAGCACAUGUCAUGAGGUACACCUUUGGACACACGCAUGGACGCCCGCCAUGAGUGUGCACCCGUGGGCGUACGUAGGUUCUUGACCAAGCUGCUCCCCCGCAGUGUGUCGAAGGUCGGGCGGAUAGCCAUGGUGGCCAAAGUGGGAUACCUAGUGGUGAGUGAGCUGGACUACAACAGUCUCAGACAUCCCACAAAGGUGGCUCUGUUCGCUGCUGUUUUCGUCAGGACAUCCCGGUACAGCACGUGUCUCACGUAUUCCGUGCUGUCAAGGCCAGGACGGCCCCAGCUGCCGUGCACGUGUCCAUGCUGGCCAGGAACUGCAGAUGGCAGUGAUCGGUGA
Molecule: messenger RNA, 2927 nt
Organism: Vitrella brassicaformis
Lineage: Eukaryota; Vitrellaceae
Source: the annotation of a GenBank genome assembly